ACAACACACAAACAAUAAUUAUGACAUGUUAAGUUGCCCACUUGAUAAUGUCGGCCAUGUUACUUUUGCCACUCCACCCCACCAUUCCUCAACAAGGCAUCAUUUUUCUCAGUCAUUUGAACACCGACGACUAACAAGAUGUCGCAUCGUAAGUUCAGUGCCCCUCGUCAUGGCUCGAUGGGAUUCUACCCCAAGAAGCGUUCACGCAGACAUCGUGGCAAGGUGAAGGCUUUCCCUAAGGAUGACCCUAGCAAGCCUGUCCAUUUGACCGCCUUCAUCGCCUACAAAGCGGGCAUGACGCACAUUGUCCGAGAGGCUGACAGACCCGGCUCAAAGGUGAACAAAAAGGAAAUCGUGGAGCCUGUCACCAUUUUGGAAGCGCCGCCAAUGGUCAUUGUUGGCAUUGUCGGCUACAUUGAGACUCCUCAUGGCAUGCGUGCCCUGAAGACUGUUUGGGCUGAGCAUUUGGGAGAAGAGUGCCGCCGUAGGUUCUACAAGAACUGGUACAAGUGCAAGAAGCGUGCUUUCACCAAGGCCUCCACCAAGUGGAAGGAGGAUAUUGGCAAGAAGGAGAUUGAGAAGGACCUCAACAAAAUCAAGAAGUACUGCACUGUCGUCCGUGUCAUUGCCCACACCCAGAUGAAGCUCCUCAAGAAACGCCAGAAGAAGGCUCACAUCAUGGAAAUCCAGGUCAACGGAGGCACCAUCAGCGAGAAGGUUGACUGGGCUAGGGAGAAGCUGGAAAAGCCAGUUCCUGUUAAGGCUGUCUUCUCUCAAGACGAGAUGAUUGAUUGCAUUGGUGUCACCAAGGGUCACGGCUACAAAGGCGUGACUUCUCGUUGGCAUACAAAGAAGCUCCCCCGUAAGACCCACAAGGGUCUGCGCAAGAUUGCUUGCAUCGGCGCGUGGCAUCCUUCCCGAGUGCAGUUCACUGUGGCCCGCGCUGGUCAGAAGGGCUACCACCACCGCACUGAGAUCAACAAGAAGAUCUACCGCAUUGGUGACGGCAUCUACACCAAGGAUGGCAAGGUCAUUAAGAACAACGCUGCCACGGAGUACGAUCUCUCCGAAAAGACCAUCACACCUAUGGGUGGCUUCCCCCACUAUGGUGAAGUUAACAACGACUUCAUCAUGCUGAAGGGCUGCUGCAUGGGAUCGAAGAAGAGGGUCAUCACUCUGAGAAAGUCACUCCUGGUGCACACCAAGAGGGCUGCCCUGGAGAAGAUCAACCUCAAGUUCAUCGAUACCUCUUCCAAGUUUGGUCAUGGUCGCUUCCAGACCCCUGCCGACAAGUCUGCCUUCAUGGGACCCCUCAAGAAGGACCGUGUCAAGGAAGAAACCAAGGCUUAAUGGACUUUUAUCAAAUAAAUUUGAUAGCCACGAGAAAA
Messenger RNA from Cloeon dipterum, 1388 nucleotides. RefSeq names its product ribosomal protein L3 (gene RpL3). Gene Ontology annotation, biological process: translation. Gene Ontology annotation, cellular component: ribosome; cytosolic large ribosomal subunit. The transcript is spliced from 8 exons. The record is from RefSeq and is a predicted model, not a curated record. Lineage: Eukaryota; Metazoa; Arthropoda; Insecta; Ephemeroptera; Baetidae. Gene Ontology annotation, molecular function: RNA binding; structural constituent of ribosome. Bases 139 to 1350 code for a protein of 403 amino acids.